AUGAACCACCUCGUUUGGAAGCGCUAUCAAUCCUCCUCAGGCGAUGGUUCAUCCGCCCUCUUUCGGCCCCUGCGGACCCGAUCCUAUUGCUCUCUGGCGGAAGUCGAUUUCAACCUCCACAAGUCCAACAGCACAUUCUACGCCGAUCUCGAUAUUAGCCGGAUCGAGUUACUACUGCUACUCUUCAAGGAUGUUAUUACACCAUUAUCUCCCCCAUCGAGAAAGCCCCACAGUGAAAGAGCCCACAAAAGCGACGAGAAACAAACCGGAACCUUGAAACAUCUCACUCCUGCUCUUGGCGGCGUGUCGUGUAUCUUCCGAAGGGAGAUCAAGCCCUGGCAGCGGUAUGAUGUCGAGUCACGAAUUCUGUGCUGGGAUGACAAAUGGUUGUACAUUGUUAGCCAUUUCCUGAAGCCCGGUAUGGCGAGCUCGGAGGAAAAUAUUCUUGCGUCGGCUAUCUCGAAGUAUGUUUUCAAGAAGGGUCGACGGACGAUAGCACCAAAGGAGGUUCUCCAGUUCCUACAAUUGUUGAAAGAUGGCGAUGAUGCUGAUGCUGAUGCUGAUGUCAACUCCAAUGCUGACGCUCACGCUGAUGCUGGCAUUGGACGGUCGGAAAUGGGGCCGAAGGGUGGAUAUGCUCUGUUGGCCGUCCUCCAGCUAACCCUCGUCGGCCUCUGGGCGGCGCCGUCGGGAAAAACCACUCGAGCUACCGUCGCAACGGCAGUCGUGUCCUGGCUGGCUUCCAUCAUCUUCGGUAUUCUUUCGCACUAUGAGCAUAUCUGUACUAUUCGACCUGCUACCAUCAACUGUGGCUAUCUGUUUCUUUCCUCGAUCAUGUCCUUGGCCGAGACCCGCACAUUGUUCUUCCUGGAGAAGAACCGAUCGAUUGCGGUUCUCUAUACGGUGACCUUGUGCAUAAAGGUGGUGUUGUUGAUUACCGAAACCAUGUCAAAGAGGUCCCUUUUAAGACGAAACUACAAAGAUUCACCUCCGGAAUCGACCGUGGGGAUUCUGGGAGAAUGUCUCUUCUGCUGGCUCAACCCGCUCUUAAUGCUCGGCAAUCGCAUGGAUCUGACGGUUGAGCUGCUUCCCCCAAUCGAGGACUCACUUCGGUCUACAGGGCAUGGUGAAAGCGGGUUGCAUGCGCUCUGGAGAAAGAGGCCGAACCGGAAUUCCCCUCACAGUUUGCUUUGGGCAUGCUGUCGAUACUACUUGGUUCCAAUCCUGUUAGGCGUCUUUCCUCGAGCACUACAGGUGGCCUUCACGUUCGCACAGCCCUUUCUGGUCGAAGCAACCACGACCUGGGUGGCAUCGAACGAGCUUACUCACCCCAAGGCACAGGGAUACGCACUGAUCGGUGCCUUUGGGAUAGUUUACACAGGUAUCGCGGUUUCUACGGCCUUCGCCCAUCAUCAGGCAUAUCGAGUGGUCUCCAUGAUACGGGCCGAUCUGGUCGACAUGCUCUACAGUCACGUCAUGGUCAUGCGUGACAUUGACGUCGAAACCAGCGCCCCCGUUACUCUAAUGAGUGCCGAUAUGGAACGUAUUUCAGGCGGUCUACACUACAUUCACGAUGCCUGGGCUUGUAUUGUGGAGAUUCCUAUUGCGCUAUAUUUGCUAUGGCGUCAGCUGGGGGUCGCCAGUAUCGCCCCGAUCAUCGUGGUGUUUAUUUGUAUGGCCUUGUCAUUGCUCAUCUCUGGACUGGCCGGCCCUCGCCAACAGGUCUGGCUCGAGGCCAUUGAGAAACGUGUUGAUAUUACUGCAAAGGUUUUGGGAUCUGUAAAAGGGGUCCGCACGGCUGGAUUGACCGACAAGCUGUUCAACCUCGUCCAGACGAUGCGCGUUGAAGAAGUCGUCAAGUCCGAAAAAUUCCGUCGACUGCUGAUCCUGGUAGUUGGUGUGGCAUACAGCAACGUCACACUCUCCCCGCUGGCCUCAUUCACCAUCUACGCCCUCAUAGCACGACAUAAAGGCAAUGAAACCCUGACGGCUGCCAAGGCGUUCACAUCGCUCACCUUAUUCACUCUUCUUGCCACUCCAAUCUCUAACCUGGUUGAAGCUGCAACGGGUGUCGCCACCGCAAUCGGCUCCAUUAAACGAGUGAACGAGUUUUUGCAGUCAGACCCACGAAGGGACGACGCACAUGAACCCCGAGGGACUCGGAGCAACAUCAGCAUCCCCGCCAGCGUUUUAUCUAGCGCACUGACGGAGAUUGGAGUCGUCUACGACGGAAAGGGUAUGUCGGUUGUGGAAGGAGUGCCCAGUAUCUCCAGUCGUGAGAAGUUACCCUUGUACUACGAAGUCACUGGUCCAGUCUUUGUGGCAGAGGGCCGCAGCGCUGGCUGGGAAGAGGGCAAGCCAGCUGUCGUACAUGAUUUGACCUUUGAGAUCCAUCGAGGCACGGUGACGUUUGUCGUUGGGCCCGUCGGGUCUGGGAAGUCCACGUUUGUGCGUGCGUUGCUGCGGGAGACGCCCAUUUUUUCGGGAGGGUUGAAGGCUGAUCCCGACUCGAUUGCGUACUGCUCGCAGACACCAUGGUUAACAAACAAUACCAUCCAGGAAAAUAUCUUGGGAGAGUCACUUUUCGACCUGCGCUGGUAUAAUACUGUGAUCGAGGCGUGUGCCCUACAUGACGAUAUCCGCAAACAACCCAAUAGGGAUAAGACCAUGUUAGGGACUCAGGGCGCAAUUCUUAGUGGAGGCCAGAAGCAACGCGUGGCCCUGGCUCGGGCUGUCUACUCCAGAACAGAGACUAUUAUCCUAGACGACGUCUUCAGCGGACUGGACCGCACCACGGAGGAUGCGGUCUUCAAUGCGCUGUUAGCCCCAGGGGGGCUUUUACGGAAGCUGGGUACGACGGUGAUCAUGACGACAAACAGUCCCAUCUGGGUGGAGAAAUGGGCAAGUUCAAAUGUUGAUCAUCCCAACGAGAGACUGGGAUAUUGGCUCGGGAUUUAUGCGUUUAUCGCCGUUAUGGCCACUUCUACACUUGUCACUUCCUGCUGUGCCCCGAUGUCAUUUUUCCAGACCACCGAUCUAGGCAACACGACGAACCGAUUCAGCCAGGACCUGCAGCUGAUCGACAUGGAGCUCCCCCUCUCUGUCCUGAAUACGAUCCUUACCUUCUUCACCUGUGUUGCCCAAAUGGUAGUCAUUUGCACCGCCACGGGCUACAUCGCCGCCACCAUCCCAGCGUGUAUAAUCGCCUUUUAUUUUACCCAACGGUUUUACCUUCGCACCUCACGACAAAUCCGAUAUUUAGAUAUCGAAGCCAAAGCCCCGCUGGUCUCCCACUUCCUCGAAAGUCUGAGUGGCCUGUCCACCAUCCGGAGCUACAAGUGGGAACACCAUUACCGUCGACGCAACAGUAAAUUGCUCAACGAUUCCCAAAAGCCUUUCUACCUGCUUUUCGCCAUUCAACGCUGGCUCGAACUGGUCAUUGCCCUGAUGGUGGCCGGGUUUGCCGUCGUCCUCGUAUCCAUAGCCGUCGCCACGCGUGGGAAGGUUAGCGCGAGCUUCAUUGGAUUGGCACUGCUGAAUAUUGUCACCUUUACCGAAAACUUGCAGGGUCUAAUCAAACAAUGGACAGUUUUGGAGACAUCCAUCGGGGCAGUGGCACGAAUUCGUAACUUCAAGUCUACUAUUGAGUCGGAGCACCUGGAAGACGAGACAGCGGUGCCUCCGCCAGAUUGGCCAGCCCAGGGAGCAAUCGAGUUCAGCAAUGUGGUGGCUUCCUACAAAAACUCCUGGACCCGUGCACUUGAUAAUAUCUCUCUAUCGAUUAAGCCAGGCACCAAGGUUGGGAUCUGUGGUCGCUCCGGAAGUGGAAAGUCUUCACUAGUAUCUUCACUCUUCCGCCUCAUUGAACUGACCAGCGGGACGAUCAAUAUUGACGGGCUAGACAUAUCUCUGCUGGGCCGCAACCACCUGCGCGCUCAGCUGAAUUGUAUCCCCCAGGAGCCAUUCAUCUUGCCCGGCUGUUCGGUUCGCCUCAAUGUGGAUCCUGGCAUUUCAAUCCAUGACGACAUCAUCAUUGAUGCCUUAAAGAAGGUUCAACUAUGGGAUGCCGUUCGAGGGCUCGGUGGCCUAGAUGCUACAAUUUCGCCUGAUACUUUCUCCCCGGGCCAAAAGCAACUUCUUUGCUUCGCCCGCGCGAUGGUACGACCGGAGGGGAAGAUUCUAGUCCUCGAUGAGGCGACAAGCAGCAUCGACACCAAAACGGAUGACCUCAUCCAGUCGCUCAUCAGGAGUGAAUUUGCUGAUCAUACUGUCAUCGCCAUUGCACAUCGACUGGAAACCAUUGUUGAUUUCGAUGAGAUUAUUGUCGUUGAUGCCGGGCGCGUCGAAGAGCAAGGUCCGCCGGCGGUUCUGCUCGAGCGCGGAGGAGCAUUUGCGGAGUUAUAUUGGGAUAAGGAUCGGAGUUCGGAUAGGACUCCUUUAAGGCUUUAG
Messenger RNA from Aspergillus caelatus, 4449 nucleotides. RefSeq lists its product as uncharacterized. Gene Ontology annotation, cellular component: membrane. The transcript has 12 exons. The coding region runs from base 1 to 4449 and encodes 1482 amino acids. NCBI's taxonomy places the organism in Eukaryota, Fungi, Ascomycota, Eurotiomycetes, Eurotiales, Aspergillaceae. The record is from RefSeq and is a predicted model, not a curated record. Gene Ontology annotation, biological process: transmembrane transport. Gene Ontology annotation, molecular function: ATP binding; ATP hydrolysis activity; ABC-type transporter activity.